Molecule: messenger RNA, 366 nt
Organism: Hepatospora eriocheir
Lineage: Eukaryota; Fungi; Microsporidia; Hepatosporidae
Source: the annotation of a GenBank genome assembly
AUGGUACAAGCAUCAGAAUUGAGAAAAAUGAACAGUGAAGAAUUGAAGGAACAUGUCAAAGAGCAGUUGUACGAGAAACAGAAGUUUUUACAACAAAAACAUUCUAAAAAAGUACAACCAUUUGAUAUUCGUAGGGUAAGAAAGGAAAUUACAAGAACAAAGCAAAUUCAAUAUGAAAAGAAACUUGAAGAAUUUGUAGAACAAUACAAGACUAGCAAAUUUAUUCCUAAAGAGUUGAGACGUAAAUUGAAUAAAGCUAAGAGGUUGGCAUUAACUGAUGAACAGAAAAACAAGAUGUCAAGAGCAAUGAGAUAUCAAAAUAUGAAGUAUCCAAAGAAAGUUUAUUCUUUUAAUCCUUUAAAAUAA